Carassius carassius (crucian carp) is the source of this 13617-nucleotide messenger RNA. RefSeq names its product helicase SRCAP-like. The coding region runs from base 952 to 12651 and encodes 3899 amino acids. The record is from RefSeq and is a predicted model, not a curated record. Gene Ontology annotation, cellular component: Swr1 complex. The transcript is spliced from 35 exons. Gene Ontology annotation, molecular function: histone binding; ATP-dependent chromatin remodeler activity; DNA binding. NCBI's taxonomy places the organism in Eukaryota, Metazoa, Chordata, Actinopteri, Cypriniformes, Cyprinidae.
GUGGGACAAGCUGACUUUCAAGCAGUCGGAUGCUGAAAGUAUUUAUCUGUUUUGUAGUUUAAUAAAGUUUAAAUGCAAUUAUUAUAUACCAUUUAUUAAAAGUGCAACUGUUUCGUAGACUUUCAAUUUGAAAAGAUCUGACUGAAUCUGAAUCGGUCUCGCGAGUUGACUGGCAGUUUUGUGUAGAUUGACCCCACGCGGUGACGUCAAGAGGUCGCUCCUGUAAAGGCUGUAAAAGAAAAUGACCAGUCAUACGUUUAUGUUUAGUGACAAGUCUUUAAAACCCCUCGAUGUGGAUUAUAAUGAAUAAUAGUUUGUUCUUGAUCAUUGCACAACUUCUUAUGGAAGCCGAGGUGUGCACUCGCGGUGUGUUGAGCGCGCGCCUGAGAGCUUGAGACGACCCUCUGAUGCAGUGGAACCCUUGAUCUCAGCAUCCUGGAAGUGGAAAUCACGGAAGAGACUGGUGCUUCAUCACAUACAGGAUUAGUGUGUAGCAGUGCCGGUUCUAAAGCAGGACAGUCUGGGGAAGAGGCGGUGCAGCAGUGCACCUGUCCGGCUGUGCUGGGUGGCACCUCCGUGGCUUCACAGAAUGUGGCUGGGCCACCCCAGCAUGCCCUGCAGCCAGUCACAGCUGCCACUCUACCACCAUCAUCGGUUGAUGUCGCCACUGGAUCGCAGCAGAAAGGAGACUCAAAGGCUGCAUGUAAAGAACAGACCAUCGCUUACGUUCAAAGAAACAGCGUCACCGAGGAAUCAGCGGAGAUAUCAGCUGCCCACAGAGGACUGGUGUCAGCUACUGCUGAAGACACACAAAACCUUACAGACACAUUGGAGGGUCAGACUCCCUCAGACAGACUUUUUGAGAGCGGGACAGAUAGCAUUACACCGAAACAGGAUUUGCUUUACGGGUGUAACACAGAGAAAACAAGUCUCACAUACAGGGAGAACAAUAUGGCGGAAGGAUCCAGCACAGGCCACUGCCAAGAUUGGAGCCAACACCCUGGAGAUGCAGGGGGUGUCUCUGCCCCGACUGAGACAAAAAAGGGACCUUUGCCUCCAGAGACAAUCAAAUUGGACUGUAAGAACAUGUCUGGAAAGCACACACCUGAAGAAAGCCCCUGUGUCCCAACAACAGAAGUCAUCCCAGCAGUCUCAAGUGCAGUUAAGACAACAGACAGAGACAUGGAGCAGCCCCAAACAACUCUCCUUUUUCAGACAAAUCAGACUGCCGCAUCAUCUGCGUUUGGCAUCCCACAGAAGCAAAGUACGACAAAUUCCGCAAAGCAGGAUUGUAAACUUGACUCUAAGGCAGCUAUGAAAGUUGUCACACAAGAUCUGGCUAAAACAGACAAAGAAGGAGCAGUUAGUCCAAUUAGACAAACCUUGGGAACAGAGCAAGGUAAUAGUGGAAAUUUCCUUUGCUCAGGAUAUACAUCAUCAAAACAAGGAGGGGAGCACAUUACCCCCAAUAGUGGAAAUAGCAUGUCAAAUGAUAAAGGCAGCUGUUAUCCACCAGAGGUCUGCAGUAAAACACAAAAGGCUUCACAAAGGACAAAAACACCUGGCAUGCCCACCCCACCUGAGAAUACACAGUGUGUGCAAGAGCUAAACUCUCAGUGUGUAAGUUUAAGUGGAACCCCCAAAAUCUUUCACUUGGGUGAAGAGACUAGUGCAAGGGAGGGGCAAGGAAAUGAGAAAGUCCCUGUAGAUGGAGAUCUGUGUUUAAAUGUGGCUGCUAAAAAAGUAUUUUGCAACAUUUCUGUUGAUGAACCAAAGCUGUCUGGGCAUGGGACAGGCACUGACAGUGCACAGGUCCCCAUUGUGAAUGAAAGGUCACAAGUCAUGCUUUGCGGCUCUUCUGAUGUGAUUUUGAAGCAGAAAGACAGUGGCAAUCGAAUAGAAAUAUCCAUGUCAUCAAAUCACCAACAGGAUGGAAGUGUGCUGCUCACACACACAGAGAACUGUUUGACUUUAGAUGGCCUAGAGUCAGAUCAGCCAAAUCUUUCUGACUGUUUGGUUGAGCAUGUACAAGAGUCCAUUCCAGCUGAUCAUAAAUUGUCACAGAUUCAGAUAUGCCUCAAUGAUACUUCAGAUAUCAUGAAUGUGGAAGAUAGGCAGAAAGUGAGUGCAGAGGCUCUCAAUGCUGUUGAGGUGAAAGAUUUGAUAGAUGUAGGUAUUCUAAUGCAGCCAGAAAUGGCGGAUACCUGGCUGGUUGUAAGCGAGAUAGAUGGGCAGUCUGGCCAUGCAGAGAUGGAGGUCGACGAAGCAUCUCUGGUGCAGUGCCCUGAAUCCCAGUCAACUGUUGCUGUAUAUGAAUGCACUGUGCCCUGCUUUACAUCAGCUGCCCUUCACAGUGAUGUUAAACUGCUGUUAACUGACAAAGAAGAGGAGAAACCAAUGGAAACAUUGAUGCAAGACUUGCAAGCCCAGAGUAAUCUAGGGAAUCAGACCUCAUCUCAUACUGAUGCACUCGAACCCACAGAAGAGUUACUUACCAUGGCCUCUACACAAAAAGAAGAAUCUAUAAUUGUCAAGCAAAAUGAUGAGUCCAGUCAGACUGAUCUUGCAAACACGUUGACAGGGUUAACAUGCACGGUGAUGGAUGUCACACUUGACUCUGUGCAAGAACAGCAAGAAUCUGUUGUGGUGGAAAACACACCAGGUGUGUCAUUAAUUUCAUUGUCUUGUGGCACGAUUGAUCCAAAGCUACUGAUCUUAAAGAAGGCUGACAGCCCUGCCCUUAAACAACCUUCUUCCCUGUCUGCUAGGAUCUCAACCAAGCAGGACUCACCUGUCCCGGCUGGAUCACCCAGUGAUGGAUUAAAUAAAGCUGCAGAGUGCCUUGCUAAAACUUAUACGGCUGCAUCCUCCACCAUAAAGAAGGAUGCUAUGUUAGCUGCUGACUCCCCUGUUUCAAACACUCUCUCUCAGUCCUCUCGGACUGUUUCCACUUCAAAUGUACUUUCAGAGAAGAGCUCUGAGAAAGAAAACUUAAAUAAAUUAAAUAGUUCUGGCAAGUUGCUUCAAAACGAAUCCUCUGCUAACACUUCUUUAUCAACUUCAGUACAACUCCAUAGCUCACAAAGCCACCAUCCUCCUCCUGCUAGAGAAGUGUGGGGUACUGUAUCCAAUGUUGUCCCGGAGAGGAAUCGGUGUAAACAGUCUUUGGCUGGUACACCAUGCCAGGAUUCAAUGUCUUUGGUGGGAGAACUGGAGUUGGAGCAGCAACAGUUACCGGGCAAACUUUUGUCAACAACGCAAGAUGCUCAGAACACCAUCCUGGAGCCACUUGACGCUUCUAUAGAAGAGAGCAGCGAUGGAGAGGUUGACAGCUCUAUGGAGGUCCAAAAUGAGGAUAGCAAUGCUACGCCCAGUCCAGCAGUGAACAAGUGUGGGCAGAGCAGGACAGACAGACAAGGCUUGUUAUUGAAGGUUUGCCAGUGGAUUGCAGGCAAGGUUACAGCAGUCUCUACCUCUUCCGCCUCCCCAGUUCCAUCUCCAUCUCCCUCAUCUGGUGACUGGAUGCGUUCUCACACAGGAAGGUCCUCUCCAGUACGCAACUCUCCUGGCAGAAACAUGCCCUCCACUUCCUCCCAGGGUUAUGGUGGCUGUUCUCAGUCAGAGCAAACGACCACCCCGAAAUCCAUGCCAAAGCAUACAGAUAUGGCAGAACUGGCAAAACAUGAAGCAGAAAUAGAACAUCGUACCCUUGCACUAAAACGUGAAGGUUUCUGGUCCCUGAAACGUCUGUCUCGUAUAACCGAACCAGUACGGCCUAAAGUGCAUUGGGAUUACCUCUGUGAGGAAAUGCAGUGGCUCUCUGCAGAUUUUGCACAAGAGAGGCGAUGGAAAAGAGGAGUGGCCCGAAAGGUAGUACGGAUGGUGAUGCGCCACCAUGAGGAGCUGAGACAGAAGGAAGAAAGAGCAAAACGAGAGGAGCAGGCCAAACUAAGAAGAGUUGCUUCUUCUAUUGCCAAGGAGGUCCGUGCCUUCUGGAGCAGCGUUGAGAAGGUUGUCCAGUAUAAACAACAGUCCAGACUGGAAGAGAAGCGGAAGAAGGCUCUAGAUCUGCAGCUGGAUUUCAUCGUGGGUCAAACAGAGCGUUACUCGGACAUGUUGAGUCAGUCCCUGCACGCUGCUCCUGUACACAGCUCAGACACUGCAGCUGUCUCCAAACAAUCACAGCUAAAUGCUGUUGAUGAAGAUGAUAGAGACUUUGAACCACCUUGUGAGGAGGAGGAUGAUGAAGAGACCAUAGAAGUAGAGGAGCAACAAGAGGGGAAUGAUGCAGAGACACAGAGACGAGAGAUAGAGUUACUAAGGGAGGAGGGCACUCUGCCUCUGGACCAGCUGCUCAGUACUUUAACUCUCCCCCAGGAUGUGGAAUCAGAAGAAGUAGCUUCAGAUACUACAUCUUCUACGGUUGAAGAGGAAGACAAAGAAUUUAGUGCCAAUGAAGAAGAUGCGGAAGAUGAAGAAGACACAAUUGAAGCCCAAGAAGUUAUUGAAGGAAAUGGAGACCAUGCAGAGGAACUUGAUGACCUUGCUAGAGAGGGAGAAAUGAGCAUGGAAGAACUCUUAGAAAAGUACAGAGGAGCAUAUGCCUCUGAUUUUGAGGAGCCAUCAGCCUCAGCGUCACCGGACUCCUCGGAAGAAUCAGAGGGAACCGAGGAUGAGGCAGAGGAAGAGACGGAGGGAGAGGACAGUGCUGAUGAUAGUGGCUCCUCCUCAGAUUCCCAAGCGGCUGAAGAAAGUGAUGAAAAAGAGGAGGAUGAGGAUGUGCAGGAGAGUGAUGAGGAGGAUGACAAUGAUAGAGGAGAGGGAAUGGAAGUUCUGCUGAGAGAGGGAGACCAUAGUCCUACUGUACCAACAUCUCCCCGGCCUAAGAAAGAAAUCAGCCACAUUGCUGCUACUGCGGAGAGCCUUCAACCUAAGGGAUAUACACUGGCAACAACAAAGGUUAAAACCCCAAUUCCAUUCCUGCUUCAUGGUACGUUGCGUGAGUACCAGCACAUUGGACUGGACUGGUUGGUCACCAUGAAUGAGAAGAAACUCAAUGGCAUACUUGCAGAUGAAAUGGGGCUUGGCAAAACGAUCCAGACCAUUGCUUUGUUAGCUCAUCUAGCAUGUGUAAAGGGUAACUGGGGUCCACAUCUGAUCAUUGUGCCCACCAGUGUAAUGCUUAACUGGGAGAUGGAGUUGAAACGUUGGUGCCCAGGAUUCAAAAUCCUCACCUACUAUGGUAGCCAGAAGGAGCGCAAGCUCAAGAGACAGGGCUGGACCAAACCCAAUGCUUUCCAUGUCUGCAUCACCUCGUAUAAGCUAGUACUGCAAGAUCAUCAGGCUUUUAGACGGAAGUCUUGGAGGUACCUCAUUUUGGAUGAAGCCCAGAACAUCAAGAACUUUAAGUCCCAGCGCUGGCAAAGUCUGCUCAAUUUCAACAGCCAGAGGCGACUGUUGCUCACUGGUACCCCUCUCCAAAACAGUCUAAUGGAGCUGUGGUCUCUUAUGCACUUCCUCAUGCCGCACGUUUUUCAGUCCCAUCGUGAGUUCAAGGAGUGGUUCUCAAACCCUCUGACUGGGAUGAUUGAAGGGAGCCAGGAGUACAACGAGGGCUUGGUCAAACGGCUUCACAAGGUGCUAAGACCCUUUUUGCUUCGAAGAAUCAAAGUAGAUGUGGAGAAACAAAUGCCAAAAAAGUAUGAGCAUGUUGUGCGCUGUCGACUCUCCAAAAGACAGCGUUUUCUCUAUGAUGACUUCAUGGCCCAGGCCUCGACUCGAGAGACUUUAGCCAGCGGUCAUUUCAUGUCUGUGAUCAACAUCCUGAUGCAGCUGCGGAAAGUGUGUAAUCACCCCAACCUGUUUGAUCCAAGACCCAUACAAUCUCCCUUCAUUACAAAGACCAUCGUCUAUUCUACUGCUUCACUGGUUCAGAGGGCUCUUGAGACCUCACCUUUUGAGCGCUGUGACUUGUCCUUGUUUGACCUGAUUGGCCUGGAGCGGCGUGUGUCUAGAUACCAGGCAGAUGUUUUCCUGCCUCAGAGGAAAGUGACCCGUCAGCUUAUUCAGGAGAUCAUGGAGUCCCCUGAUCCUCCUCCCAGACCAAAGCCUGUUCGCAUGAAAGUCAACAGGAUACUUCAGCCUCUUCCUAAAUCUGAUGGACGUUCAUCAGCGAGCAGCCCUCGCCCUGAAUGUUCUAGCACCACGACGGCUCAGACUCCAAAGCCUCUAAUUACAGAAGUCACCCCUUCCCAAGCUCCCUCUCAGCCAGCACCUCAAGUUUGUCCUGUUACUCCUGUCGCUGCUCCAAAAGCUCCAGUGGCUCCUAGCAGCAUCCCUUCUGCACCUGUAGUCAGGCCGCUGGCCCCCCAGCCAGUGACUGUACGCCCGUCAGGACCGUCCAGCAUCACAGCUGUGUCCACUCCCCCUCAACCACCAAGCAACAUUAUGACUCAGAGGGUCCUUCUCAGCCCAGAUAUGCAGGCUCGUUUACCAUCCGGUGAAGUUGUGAGUAUCGCUCAGCUGGCCUCCCUGGCUGGCCGACCAGUAUCGUCUUCUCAGGGCAGUAAACCAGUCACCUUCCAGCUACAGGGCAACAAGCUCACACUCUCUGGGACUCCUCUGCACCAGGUCCCUGUUCCUCAGCCACGACCCAUCCAAGGAAAUGUAAUGCAUCUGGUUUCCAGUAGUGGGCAGCACCACCUUAUUAGUCAGCCAGCUCAGGUUGCAGUUCUUCACACAGUUAGUCAGUCAGUUAGCAGCUCAGCAAAUCCCCACCCAACCAGCAUAAUCCCAACCUGCUCUGGACUAGCGGUACCUUUCACCGCUACUCAAGUCCCAACAUCCAUGGUAAGUGGACCCGGAAUUGUAAAGAUUGUUGUACGCCAGGCACCAAGUAAAGAAGGAGGGUCAAUCCCGACUCUGGCUGUGCCUCCUUCUCCUCGCCCUGCGCCUCCUCAGUUGGUCACCCUUCACCCACAUGGCACUCCAAGCCCUGUUCUGAGAGCACCCACUGCUUCACAGCCUCCACAACGACCUCCGGUUUAUGCUGCUCCACCUCGUCUUGCUUCCUCCCAGACUCCACCUACUCGUCCUGUAUUGAGAGUAGUGCAGGGACCACUACCACCAGCCCCAGAACCACCAGUAACAAAGGAAAAUUCAUUGUCAGUGCGUGAGGAGAGUGGUAAUGAUGUGAUUACAUUGCGCAUGAGCACUCCUAAGCCUGCAUCCUCAUCUCAGAGCAGUGGGUCAACAUCUCUGCGUCCCCGUGUUCAACCACCACCUCCACCACGUUCCCCCUUCUACAUGUCAUGGCUUGCAGACAGCCGAAAGGCUCAGCGAGACAACCGGAUCACUCAAAUCAUGCGUAUCAACGAUCUGCACUGCAGUGCUAACCCUGUGUAUGGCCACGAAGUGCUGGACUUUCUAACCUUCCUCCCAGGCCCUUGUCCAUCUCCGCCACAUCCUGUUAUAAACAACUGGAGUAACUCAGGUUAUAGCUCCUGCCUCACUGCUCAAUCACACCAUACCAGUAGCUUCUUGGAAAAGAGCCAAGUCCUGAAGGAAGCCAUCCACCACUCAGAGGAGAGGCUUCAACUUCUCUCUCAGAUCAUAGACAGGUUCACUUUUGUCAUUCCUCCAGUGGAAGCAAAGCCUAUCACUAUGCACACUUGCCACCCACCUCCUUCCCUCGGACACCAGCAAGGCCAUAUCUCCUCUGUUCUGUCUUCCCAUCUCUCCCCACUUACACUAACGCUCCAUCGCAUCCAGUGUAACAUGAGGACACACUUCCCUGACUUGAGGCUUAUUCAGUAUGAUUGCGGUAAGCUGCAGACACUCCACCUCCUGCUUAGAAAAUUGAAGGCAGGAGGGCACAGAGUCCUCAUUUUCACUCAGAUGACACGUAUGCUGGAUAUUCUUGAGCAGUUCCUCAACUACCAUGGGCACAUUUACCUGCGGUUGGAUGGAAGUACACGUGUAGAACAGAGACAGGCUCUGAUGGAGCGCUUCAAUGCAGACCGUCGUAUAUUCUGCUUCAUCCUGUCCACCCGCAGUGGAGGUGUAGGUGUUAAUCUGACUGGGGCAGAUACAGUAGUGUUCUAUGACAGUGAUUGGAAUCCAACCAUGGAUGCCCAAGCUCAGGACCGGUGCCACAGAAUUGGACAGACAAGAGAUGUUCACAUCUAUAGGCUAAUCAGUGAACGCACAGUUGAAGAAAAUAUUUUGAAAAAAGCUAAUCAAAAGAGGAUGUUGGGAGAUAUGGCAAUUGAAGGAGGAAACUUUACCACUGCCUUUUUCAAGCAGCAUACUAUCAGGGAGUUGUUUGAUGUGACAGAGGGAGAGAGGAAAGAGGCCGAAUCGAGUGCGUCACAGUCAGAUGAUGAUGAGUCCAUAAAUAAACAACAAACCACUAUUUUGGAACAGGCCCUGUGUCGAGCUGAGGAUGAAGAGGAUAUAGUGGCUGCAUCUCAAGCCAAGGCUGAGCAGGUGGCUGAGCUUGCAGAGUUUAAUGAAAACAUCCCUCUGGAUGAUGGUGACAGCAGAGACCAGGAAGAGGAGGAGCUCUCCAGGGCUGAGCAAGAAAUCGCUGCCCUAGUUGAACAGCUCACUCCCAUAGAGCGAUACGCUAUGAAUUUCCUUGAGGCUUCCCUUGAAGAUAUUUGCAAAGAGGAGCUGAAGCAGGCAGAGGAGCAGGUUGAGGCUGCAAGGAAAGGGUUGGAUCAGGCAAAGGGAGAAGGUUUGAAACUGCAUCAGUCAUCUGACAGUGAUGAAGAUGAUUCCGUACCUCAUAGUACUGAGGAAACUACUUCAUCUCGUCGCCCUCGCAAACACAAAGAGAAAGGGGCUCCUUCUACAAGGGUUAGUGGCAGACUCAGAGGGACACCUGCUGACGAUAUAUCCCUAACCCAGCCAUCCCCAGAGAGAGGCAGGCGGGGGGCAUGGAUGAACUCUGAAGGCAGUGUGAGCCAAACCCUUGAGUUAACACAAAAGUCGCCCCUACAAAGAGAAGUGCCUGAGAAGCUUUGCAGUGGUCAGAAAGGGCGAGGGACAACCAAAGAAUCUGUGUCCCUUAUAUCAUCAGAAAACCAGACCGUUCAAUCCAACCAGCAGCUCUCAGAUUCAACAGCUUUAUCCCCUACUAUGCGAGGUUCAGACCCAAAAAUUACAUAUGUGCCAUCCCCCCACCAGCAGCCCAUCUCCCCAUCAAGCUUUGUGCCUUCAGCUGCUGCAUCUCCUGCAAUGGACAAAAACUUUAGUGGCCAUCAGUCCUCCUCUACUGCAUGCAGAGAGGACAUUGAAGAGCAGGGGGGAGAGGCACUGUCUGAAAGUGUACAGUGUUGCAGGAGAGACAGGAGAACCUCUGUGUCAUCAGACUCCAUCUGUUCUCCUGAACAUCACUCUGAACAGGAUGGUCAGCUCCCUCUUUCUCCUACUCUGGCAUCACCUAACUCCCGCUCACCACGAAAGCGGCAGUCAGCUGAAAGGGAAAUCCUCAAGGGACUUCCAGAAGAUUCUCCAUCAGCCAAGGUCCUUCGAAAGCUUCCAGGUCGUCUGGUCACAGUGGUGGAAGAGAAAGAGCCCAAGCGGAGACGGAGGGGCUUGAGUGGAAGUGGAGGAACACAUACUGAGGGGUCAUCAGAGGAAACUGAACACGCUGAGCCAGUUCCAGACCCAGCCUCUCAAUCAUCUGAUGGAGGAAGUCAAAUUCAUAAAGACUCUUCUCCCAAAUCAGUGCCCCCAUCCUUAGCUUCUUCACCACCACCACAAGAGCAGGAUAACGUCUCAUCUCCAUUACAGAUUAGUUCAGGGAGAGGGCACCACCCUUGUUCCCCAACACACCAUUCACCAGAUAUGCCUGUCCUGCGGAACUUACCAGUACGCCAAAGGCUUGAGACUGAGUCUCGAAUGGCUGCACAGUUAGGAGAGCAAUUUGUAGGACGAGGUAGAGGGGUGGAUAGAAGAUCUGCUUUAUCACCAAAGAAAUCAAAAACUAAUUCAGACAAGGAUAGUGCUGCUCUGAGUGACUCUAUGGCGAAGAAGCGCAAGAGGGGCAGGCCACCUAAAACACCCCCACGGGCACUAGAGUUGCCAGAAGAGAAGACACCGGUAACCCAGAAAACAAGUCCUGAGCGGAGUCCCUCUCACUCACCAAAACGGAAAAGGGGUCGCCCCCGUAAAGAUUCCACCACAACUACAAGCUCAUCCCCAUCUUCUCCUUCUACAUGUGCUCCUUCCUUCCAAGAGCCUAAUUUGUCAGGGUCUAAUGUUAUGCCUGUGACUUUGCCUGCUAUCAAUAAUAGUUCACCAAUAAGCUCUCCACUUAACCCCACUUCACCCUCAAAUGCUGCUGAAGUAUCAUCUCCUAAACUAGAUUCUGAAUCAAAUCAAAAAACUAAAUAUGUUUUACUGCCUUCUAUACAUAGAGAUUUUCAAAAUAUGUCAUCAUCUACAUCAGAACUUGGUGUAGACUCAUAUGGUGAAACUCACACCAAUCUGAAGCCCAUGACUGCAUGCAAUGACUCUGACACAAAUACAUUUGAAACUUCACCACACAACACUUCAACAGCAACAAUAUCUCAGACAUGUACAGCUUCUUCUUCUACACUACAUCCUCUAAGUCCUCUCAGAAAGCCUCCCACUUGUACUGUCUCCAUUCACGAAGAGGAACUUGCCCAUUCACCUGUACUUUCUGAGACCAGUGAAAUCGCAGCAUCUUCAGAGCUUUCAAAUGUCUCAGCAAUUGCUAUAGUAACCAAGGAAGAUUCAGUUAAUCAGCAAAAAGAUAAUUUGCAGUCCUCAAAUACAUUGACUCAAGUCACUUCACAGCCCUUACACAGAACCAGUACAACUGAAGAGUCUCCACAAAACUCUGUUGAACACUUGUGCAAUAUAGCUGCAUCUCUUACUCCCACUCAUCAGUCAUCCUCCCAGCCUCAAACUACAGACAUUGAAGCAGCAACAGAUUCAGCCAUUGAAUCUCACAAAAUGUCUUCAACGUCUUCACAAUUUCCAUCCACCACUAAUCAGAUAAGAACUGAUUCUUUGUCCAUAUCCAAAUAUACUGAUGCAGAUUCUUCUCAGUCCAAUAACAUGCCAGUGGAGACCAUGGCUGAUAAUCAUGAAGGCCAACAUUCACCUAAGGAGGAGGUUUUAAAUGAGAGUGAGGUUGCGACUAGGGAGACCAAGAAAAUGGAAAUAGACAGUGUUGCUGAGGAUGAUGCAGGAGAAAAAGACGGCAUCUUAUCUCAGUCAAAAAGAAGGAAAUUGGUUAGUUUGCCAAAGGAACAGACAUCCAGUGCCGCAGGAGUUGCCUCAUCAAAUUUAGAUAUCGAGUCCCAUGAUGACCCUAAGAUUGAUGGACCUGAUAAGCCAUCAGUAGAGGAGUCAAGAGAGGAUAAAGAGACCAGAACUUCUGCCAAAAAACGAAGCAUCAGUAGGCAAAGCAGCCAGGAGUCAGUCCGUUCCUCUUCUCCAUCUUCUGUAUCCUCUUGUGAAACAAGAUCAUCCGAGUCCAAAAAGACUGGAGAGAGUAGGAGGCCUGCUAAAAGGAAACGGGAAGAUAUAAAGUCUGAAAAAGAAAAAAGUGAAGAGCCUGACAAAAAGCACCAGUCCAACUCUUCCUCCUCAUCGUCAGACUCUGAGGGCUUUAAUAGCAAAAAAAAAUGUUUGACAAGAUCAGCUCAAAAGAAGUUGGAGAAAGAUGGCAUGAUUGCUGAAAAUGAAGAGAGCAGUCAAAGACAACAGGGGAGGUUAGACAAGAAGGGAAAAACCACCAAUACCACUGAAGGGGAGUCUAGUGGUGAAACAGGUUCAAGAGUAACCCGGAAAUCUGUAGGCCCACAACCCAAUACUUUAGCCUCCUCUGAACCUGAGGUACUAGGCAAACGCUGUUCAGCCCUUAAUGCUGCCGCCAAGCUCUUGGCAAUGAGGGGAAGAGGGCCAGACACACCCAGCUCCAGAAGCAAGACUGCUGCACAGCAAAGCAAAUCACUGUCCUCUGAAAAAAGCAGUAAACCAAAGGGGAAAACAGGACAGGACUCUCCCAAGAUGUCUAACAGUAAAGCAGGGAGUGGCAGGCAAACCCCCAAUCAGACAAAUGAAUCACCACAGUCCUCUUCUUCUGCUCGAUCCACUCGGCAGCGACCAGGCAGCCUGGUUCCCCCCUUGGAAACAGAAAGAGUUAAAAAAGAAGAAAAGAAAAAAGCAUCUGAUCAGAAAGAAGGUGAAGAUGAAAAUAGAGAGACUAGGUCUUCAGGAGGCCAAAGUGCCUGCAGUAGUAUAAGCAGUGAAAGAGGAGCAGGCAGCAGUAGAAGUCGGAGUAGCAGCAACAGCAGCCAGCGCACCCACAGUUUAAGCUCGCAGAGUACAGAGCCCACCCGCUCUCGUUCCAGGGCAGCAUCCUCUGGAAGUGAUACAGAGAGAGGCAGAAGGAUUCGGCAUAAGAGUGAUGGAGGCAGAGACAGAGGCAGGGAGAGCAGGAAAGAGAAGACGUCCCAGAAGCAGGACAAACCUGAAUUGAGUGCUGGAUCCAGCGACGGGAACCCAGACAGGGUUCUCAGGAGUGUAGCUGCAUUGGCAGCUGCUCAGGCACGUUCUCCAGCUAGCAACACGCGUUCUUCAUCCACCCAAAACCGGCACUCCAAGACGUGAUGGGUCCAGAGAAAUCAGCUUUAGGUUUAAACAAAAAGUUAGACAUGAACUUCAGCGAGACACGAAUGCAGAGAUUUGUUUUGGAGGACAGUGGCUCAAUUUCAUUUAAAGGCCAUGGUUUAGCUGUUUGAGACAAGACGGGGAAAAAGAGAUCUGUUGCACAUUGUGAUUAGAUCUGACCUCGCCUUUACCCUCUCAGCUAUCUUAAGUCAAGCCAUUUAUAAUGUGGAAAGGUUAUAUAGAUGCAGGACAGUGAUGAAGAUUUGGUCACCUAUUUAAAAAUAUGUCCUAAUAAUUUGAGUUAAAACCUGGAUAAUAUAUUGCCCUACCACAAAGACUUUGGAGCUUCAAAAUAGUUGGGCAAGAAGCAAGAUUUAUUAUUUGUUCACACUGUGUACUGUAAUCAAAGACUGAAAGACUGGAAGUACUAUGUGUUAAAAGAUUGGUCGCAUAGAUUGUACACUUUUUACAGAGUUUACGAGUUCUGCAAACAGUAUUGAUGAGGAAGAAAUUCAUUAAUGCUAUAUUGAAAUUAUUUAGUGGGGAUUGUACAAUUGUAAAGUUUUUAGACCGUUGCGUUCUGGAUUAUAUUUGUCAGCUGUUUUGACCAUUGUGUGUUUCAAGUCAGUUGAUAAAUUACGAAUAUAUCUUCUAUAUCUUCCAGGGUAUGAAGAAGAGGGCAGAACUAAAAAAAAAUUACAUUUAUUUUUCUUUUUUCCUUUUCUCUCUCUGCUGGAGUUAACAAUUACUUAGAUCCCCUGUCCUGUGUGAUGUUUCAGUCCAUUACUUUUAAAUUCUGCUGUUGCCUGCUUCUCUCCAUUUGCACAUCUGAAAUGUCCCAGACAUUGGAGGAUUGCAUUGUUGUUUAGGAUUAUUUUUUUUUUCAGAACAUCAACUUGUCCGUACAUCUUUACUGGUACCUCACUGCAUUUUGUAAGCUCUAAAGUAAAUGUAUUUCUUGAGCUU